Molecule: messenger RNA, 447 nt
Organism: Pelmatolapia mariae (spotted tilapia)
Lineage: Eukaryota; Metazoa; Chordata; Actinopteri; Cichliformes; Cichlidae
Product: EF-hand calcium-binding domain-containing protein 10-like
Exons: 4
Coding region: 1-447 (148 amino acids)
Molecular function (GO): calcium ion binding
Source: RefSeq, a predicted model, not a curated record
AUGGCGGCGCGGAGGGAAGAAGACGCAUCAGUUUAUCUGGAGAAACGCAAACUCAUUCAGCUUAUAGACAAGCUGACUAAAAUACUCUUCAUUUACAGACCCGAGAAACACAGAGAGCUUCUUAUUGAAAAACUGGAGCAGCUAAAGCUGUCUCGACAGAGUGGUAUGAGGGGGCCAAAUCUGUUUGAUGACUCUAACCUGGAUGUAGUCUUUAGGAUUAUGGACACUGAUGAUAAACAAUACAUCACUUUUGUCCAAUACAAACAAGCUUUGACAAUGAUGGGCAGAAAAGACAUCAAUGAAUGUCCCGAUGGUGUAAAUGAAGAUCGGAUAUCCCAUGAGACGUUCAAAACAGAAGCGUUCUGCAGCCUUAAAGUACGCAGCUUUAAUGGUCCGCAAGGGCUGCGUACUCGAAGACCGCUAAGGGCCGAAGUGCGAGGCUUGUAA